Molecule: messenger RNA, 4328 nt
Organism: Haliaeetus leucocephalus (bald eagle)
Lineage: Eukaryota; Metazoa; Chordata; Aves; Accipitriformes; Accipitridae
Gene: PTGR1
Product: prostaglandin reductase 1
Exons: 10
Coding region: 36-1025 (329 amino acids)
Biological process (GO): prostaglandin metabolic process
Cellular component (GO): cytoplasm
Molecular function (GO): 2-alkenal reductase [NAD(P)H] activity; 15-oxoprostaglandin 13-reductase [NAD(P)+] activity
Source: RefSeq, a predicted model, not a curated record
CUGAAGGAAUCCAGCCACCGAGCUCGGUGCAAAGGAUGGUGACUGCCAAGGUGUGGGUUCUGAAGAAGCAUUUUGAGGGAUUCCCCAAAACCAGUGACUUCGACCUGAAAAAGAUAGAGCUGCCAAACCUAAAGGAUGGAGAGUUGCUGCUUGAAUCAGUGUUUCUCAGUGUUGAUCCUUACAUGAGACCUUACAGUCAAAGGGACAUGAAGGAAGGAGACAUAAUGAUAGGGACACAGGUUGCCAGGAUUGUAGAAAGCAAUAAUCCUGCUUUCACAGUGGGGGCCUUUGUUGUGGCUAGAAGUGGCUGGAGAACUCAUUUCAUCUCUGAUGGGAAAGACCUACAACUCCUUCCUUCCAGUUGGCCAGAAUCACUCCCCAAAUCUCUGGCUCUUGGGACGGUUGGCAUGCCAGGCCUCACUGCGUAUUUUGGUCUGCUGGAGGUCUGCAAGAUGAAGCUAGGAGACACAGUGCUGGUUAAUGCUGCAGCUGGUGCUGUGGGCUCUGUGGUGGGGCAGCUCGCUAAAAUUGGGGGUUGCAAGGUGGUUGGCUGUGCUGGCUCAGAUUACAAGGUUGCCUAUCUGAAAAAAAUAGGCUUUGAUGAAGCCUUUAAUUACAAGACUGUUGUAUCUCUGGAUGAAGCACUGCGGAAAGCCUCUCCUGAUGGCUAUGACUGUUUCUUUGACAACGUGGGUGGAGAAUUCACCAGUAUUGCUAUCAACCACAUGAAGAAAUAUGGAAGGAUUGCAGUCUGUGGAGCCAUCUCUCAGUACAAUGACUCUGUGCCUCAGAAAGGGCCAUAUGUGCAGGUUCCAAUGAUCUUCAAAGAGCUUCGAAUGGAAGGAUUUAUUGUGACCCGCUGGAAUAACCGCUGGGAGGAAGGUCUGAAGGCCCUGCUAAAAUGGGUCGUGGAGGGAAAAGUGAAAUGCCAUGAACAAGUCACUGAAGGAUUUGAGAACAUGCCAAUGGCAUUCAUUGGAAUGUUAAAGGGAGAAAAUCUUGGAAAAGCCAUUGUGAAAGUCUGAAGGUCACAUAUUCCUGGGGGACUGGCGCAGGAGAAUGUGAUUCUGUUAAGUGCUUUUAACUCACUGAUUGAAAGGUGUGCUUCAGUCAUUUUGCUGGACAUUUGGUGAUGAUACCUUCCUGUUAAUAACUGGGCUAAUAAUUGUAAGUAUAUGCCAGUUGCUUUGCUCUUGAAGAACUUGAGAGUUGCUUCCCAAAGCUACACAAAAAAAAGUGCCUUAAAACUGCUGAACUUCAUCAGAACUCUAACAGAUUUAAUAGCAGCUUGAACCUUUCUACAACUCAACUUGUAGAAAGGAAAAGCAAUUCCAAAAGCUUUGCCAGCUGAUCACACAUCUGAUGACUAAUGUUUACCCAUUGAUUUGGCCCAGAACUCGGCAAGAGGGAUGUUUUUAACCAGUAUCAAGGAGCAAAAUACAGGCCAACAACACCUGGGGGUUCCUAGCUUCCUCAAUGGCUGGCUUUUGGUUUUUUUUUACUUUCAUCAGGAAAUGUAGAUAUCUCAGUUAUUCUGAGAUUAUAGAAAGAAAAAAUAAAUCUGUUAAUGGAUACUUUGCUUGUCUUGUAGGUCUGUUUGUGGAAUGCCCUCCUCUUUACUUCCUUGCAGUUAACACGAGAGUGGCUAAAAUACUACAAGCACUUAUUUAUCCCAGGAGCUCUUACAGUACAGGUGAUACAGAUAGGUCACUUAUUUCCUUGAGUAAUUAGGCCAUUGGUGUCCAAGCUUAGAGUUCACCUUGCCAUAGUGUUCACCCUGGCUCUCCUGGAAGAUGAGGUCAAUAUGCUGGCCCUAGCUAUGUUAAAUUGGUGCUGAGUGAAGGAGACAAACAGGUUAGCAACAAUAAAUGUAUUGAAAAAGCCAGAACAAGAACCUGUUAGUAUGGGAUACAGACAGGUAUUGAAGGUGAUGGUGAACCAUCUUCAACCACUGUGGAGGACAGCUUGGUUAAUUUUUAUGUCUCAUUGAUCUGCGAAGAGGAAUCCUAAGUGGCUACAAUGUCUUUGCAGUGCUAGGAUUAGAUGCUCUGUCUGUCAACAAGAAGAGAUCACUUACUUAAGAUGUAGACCAACCAAAACUUGCUGAGUGGGCUGAACAAAACACAUGUCCUGAAAUACAGGUUGACUGGCCACUGGGGAAAUACUGCAUCUUGGUACAAGUAGGGAAGAGGUUCUGGUUGCUUUAUAGGGUUUUCUGAGGAGAACAAACUGCCAGUUUGGGUUAGCUCCAGUGCUGUGGUUUUCAGCUGGCCUCUGAGAAAGAUCUGUGGAUUAAUACCACUGCACAGCAUGGAAAAUGAUAAACCAGAAAAGGGAGUUUGUUGUCAGUAGGCUUCAGAUCCACUGUUUAGAGGUAUGCUAUUGUUUAGCGCAUUUUUAUUCGGAAAUUUUCAGAGGGCUUGCAAGUCUUAAAAUACUGAAUUGUUUUAAGUCCAGUGAAUUCAUGAUCUCUUGUUUCAAGUUAAGUUGUGAUUUGGGCAGAAACUAAAUAUAGCUUCAUGGAGUUCCUGCCCCGUGGUCGGAGUUGCAGAAAGAUUUGUCUGUCAGAAUAAUCCUGGCUCAGCCUGCUGUCUCAUAAAAUACUGACCUGUACGUUCCCCUUGCUAUCUGUGUACACAUUUCAUGCUUCAUGAAUUGCAGCUGAUUUUGCAAAGCUGUUUUACCCCCAAAACAUAAUUAUUUUUGUAAAACCAACACCCUGCCCCCUCCCCCCCCAACCUCUGAACUUUACUGAGGAACAUAACUUGGAUUUUCAGGAGCAAAUAGCUUUCUCUUACACACCAGAAUACUGCCAGCAUGUGAAUAAUUGGCAAUAAUAUCCCUCAUUGUCUGGCACUGUCCGGAGGUCUUGUGGUGGUUUGUCACCAUGAGCUUGGUUGUCCUUGAAGUUCUAAAGCUUAUGGAGAGAUACCUGAAUUUUUCCAUAAUGUCUUGAUGAAAAUAAAAAGGGAGUAUCAAAAACACAGAAUUUUUUUUUUCCUUGAUAGUCAUGGGAAUGAGACUGUCAGUGGUACCAGGGAGGGUGAGGGUCACAAAAGCUCUGUAUUUCUCCCCUCUAAUGAAGCAAACUAACCCUAUGAGUACAGUCAGUGUAACAAAGUGGAACAAGGUGCCAGUGCCCAGUGGAGAGCAAAGGCACAGUAACGUGUUGCUGGGAUAGGCCCUUUCUGCCAAUACAUGACUAUGUGUCCUUUUAGGCAGAGCAUUGGUAGUACCAUGGCAGUCUGUGGUGGUGCAUUUCCCCCCUCUCUCUGGGCUGAACUAUGAAUCUGGGGACUCGCUAGGCCUUAGCCCAAGUGUAAUGAGUUGGGUGGUUAAGCAUGCCUUGACUGUACCAGGAACUCUUGCUCGGCUAAGACAGGGAGCUGCACCGACAGUACCAAGGACUCCUGUUGCCUGGCAGAGGCUGGGGAUGGGAGUAGGAAUAAUUAGUCAUUUCCUGACAAUCUUGGGACCUAUCUCAGUCCUCUUCUGACAGCCUUGGAGCAUCCCUUAUCUGAAUCUUAAGUCACUCUCUGACAGCCUGGGAGCCUUCUUUAUCUGAAUCAUAACUCGUGAAAUGGUAGCAGUGCUAUUGGAAUCCCACUCGUUUGCUGAUGACUAAAGCCAAUCAUCUCAUGAACCUAUAAGCAGCAGUACUAAGUGAGACCCUUUGAGACCAGCAUCUUCCUCUGAGUGGGAUGCCUCUCAGAGCUCACGAACUCUGGAGUUUGUGAAGAUUGGAGGUCUGUUGCCAAAGCCCAUGGGACCUGGGCUGAAACUCUCCGCUCCUUGAGGCUCAACCCUUCGCCCGUUGAGAAAAAUGCUGAGGCGUUUGACGUGAAUAGUUUCACUGAACUCAAGGGGAAUUUUUAACAGGUAUACCUCUUUUACUUGCUUAUAUGUAUAUCUCUUAGUGUGUUCGUGCAUGUACUAAUCUGAAUAUUCUAUAGCAAGUAUAUUAAUCUAUACAUAAGUCACUGUCAUGAAUUUUAUUCAACUGUGAAUCAAUCUCAGGCUGCUAUUAUAAUCCCUUUAGACAUAAACCAUUGCCCAAGUCUGGGACUAGGAGUUGAUCCAGCUGCACCUAAGCUCCAACAGGAGUUUGGAAAGCAAGGAGGUCUUCUCUGAACCUUGUAACUCAACAGGAGGGUCUCCCCUACCUUUUUACAUUCCCGGUCUCUGUACAAAUCAAUUCUAAUUCGAUUUUCCUUUGUAUGUUUCUCUUUUACCUUAUUGCAUCUUCAGUCUUUGUAUACAUAAUUUUAGUUUGAUUCUAACUUAAUUUUGCUUUGUAUGUUUCCUUUGUACUUAAUCCAUGUAUUAAG